Loxodonta africana (African savanna elephant) is the source of this 11557-nucleotide messenger RNA. RefSeq names its product centrosomal protein 164 (gene CEP164). Gene Ontology annotation, biological process: cilium assembly. Gene Ontology annotation, molecular function: protein binding. Gene Ontology annotation, cellular component: ciliary transition fiber; centriole; centrosome. The coding region runs from base 2741 to 8254 and encodes 1837 amino acids. NCBI's taxonomy places the organism in Eukaryota, Metazoa, Chordata, Mammalia, Proboscidea, Elephantidae. The record is from RefSeq and is a predicted model, not a curated record. The transcript has 29 exons.
GAAUGCCAGCUCCUAGAGGGGCCAAGUUUGAGACCUGAGGGGAUGUUGGGACCUCUAGGUGUUUAUUCAGAAGAAUGGCCUGGUGGUGUACUUCCACAAUACCAGGCAUCGAAACGCUAUGGAGCACUGUUCUAUUCUGACACACACGGGUUGCCAACUGUUUUUUUUUUCUCUUUUUGUAUUUGUGUGUUUACAGCUGGGUUGAAAGAUGGAGAUUAAUAAUGUAAUAAAUUUUUUAUGGUACAUCACCUGAAUUGUGCCUGUCUUCUGGUAAAUUUUCCUUUGAGCUUCUAGAAGUUGUUAGUAUCUCUAAGCAAUUCCUUUUGUUUUCUUUGGUCCUUGGGAAGCACAUGUUGUGUAAUAGGGUUAGAGAGAAGGCCACAGUUCUGCCGAGGGUGGAAUUUUGCAGUCAUCUAAGAAGUGAUGCCAUCUGCGCCUCUGAGAGUGGGUGCAGUCGGGCUGAGGCCAGUGGGCCUGGAUGCGUAGGGUGUCAUUCGUCUUCUUUCAGAGUCAGGUUUUCCUAGUGUGGAUUCAUUAUUUGUCUUCAAGCGGUAUGAAUUCCUAGAUAUCAGUUACAGCCGUAGUUCAGUUGUCAGAACACCAAGUGCCUUCAAGAUCCAAAAAGAAAAGCAUUGGGCUUUAUCUGCUCCUGUGAAUUGUCUUUGUUGCCAGUGUCUUAGUUAGUGUUGGAAAAUUAAAAUUUGAUUGCAACAUGACUACCUUGGUUCAAGUAGCCCUUUUUUUUUUUUUUUUUUUUUUAGUGCCUUCAGAAGAUAGAAUUUUAUUUCUCUGUCACAUAACAGUGUGCCACCUCAGGCAGGUGGCACAGGUAGUGUCAACAGCCCCACUUCAUGGGGUCAAUCAGAGACCAGCUGCUUUCUCUCCCAUUGCACCUCACCCUCUAGAGUGUGGUCCUCAUCUGCAUGGUCAAAACUAGCCCAGUGUCAUCAAGUUGCUUUUUGACUCAGAGUUCAAAAUCCCAUUUCCCUUUAUUGCUUACUUGCCCCUCCAGUAAGUUUGAACUUAGAAGGCAGCGCGCUCUGAUCCUUAUUUGUAGGUAGAGAAGCUAAGGUUGGGAGCCAUGCUGAAAUGAAGCCCACGCUGCUCUGGAACACUGUAGCAGUGUAGGGAAAUUCAGGCCUUUCUCCUUUCCCCCAGGUAUGGGCAGGCUGGCCACUGUGUGGAGAGAGACUGUAGCAACACAGUUCAGCUGGGGAGGAGCACUGGGAAUAUCUUUUCUACUCUCACAGUGGUCCAGUUGUUUUGCUCUUUUGUUUAUAGUCUUAUUUCCUACCAGAGCCUGGUGAUUACCUCUCAGUGAAGAUAUUCUCUAUCUUCCUUUCCAGGGGGUGAGUUCUGGCUUUGAAUGGUUACCAAUGAAUUUAUCCUUUUUAUUGUUUCCAGGCUCUACAGGUACUCCUCACUCCUCCCCCACCCCCUAUGUAUUACUCGUGAUUCUGAGAACAAGAUAACAAGCCCAUUCCUCUAGAUGGAGAAAGGAGGGCACAUAAUUUCUAAAUAGGUUGAAUUAUCUGCUAGUUUUUUUUAUAACAUAUUUGAGAGGCAAAAGAUGGAUGAUGGGCUUUUCACUAGCCCAGGAUUACCUUAAAUGAUACCCAGGUAUUUGGACAGGUUGACUAAAGAAGAGCAGAGGGAAUGAGGUGAGGAUUCUAGGGUGGAGGGGUGGGUGACAGACUGAAUUCUCGGUGCGUGACUGUGCUCAUGGAGCUCUCUGUUCCAAACAGUUCCUUCUGUGGUUUCAGGAGCUUAGGACAAUUGGACAACCCUGAGCUGCCAGUCUGGUUCUUAGGGCUGAGAGCAGACACCUCAGACCAGAUUUUGGCCCAUUGGGUGGCCUGGGCUCUCUGGAGGUGUGUACUCAAGAGGAUGGGUGAUAUUUAGUGUGAAUGUUUGCAGAGGGUGGUCGAUUUUUGUAGGGUUUCUUCUAGCUGAGAGAUUCUGUGACUGCGUGGACCUAUCUCAAGCAGGACCAGCUCAUACCUUUGGUAGAAGACUCUAGACUGCGUUUCUCAGGUUCAGGACACUGGUUAUUCUUCCCUUCUUCUCUCCCUUCUCUGGACAUCUCGGGCAGUCCUUGAUAAGGUUGAUGGGCUUUGUAAAAUUGACCAGUCGCAGAACCCGAGAGCUAGAUGGUACCUUAAGGUUAAUGUAGUUGGCGAUUUUAUCUUAGGGAUAAUCUGAUUGGUAAUUUCAGGCUUUUCUUAGUAGUAAAGUCCUGUCUUCAGAUCACUUCCUCCAUAGACGUCCAAUAAAUUAAAAAAGAAGUGGAGGCACUCUGGCUGAAGUUAGGGGUGUGAGUCUUGGCAUCCCCCCCCAACACACGCACACAGUAGUGGCCCCUGAGGUACCUUGUGGAACGACCUUCUCUCUCGGGUUCUGAGAAGUGAAGAUUUGCAAGCCAUUGGUCUAGUCCAGGGUCCUCUUUAUAAAUAAGAAAACUAGGAUCCAGAAAACAACAUAAUUUCAGCCCAAGGGAAUUUUUCUUCCCUCUUUGGUUCAUGCUUUACUUUAAAUGGAGGGUGGGUUUCUGCCAAGGGCUUGUCAAGGGCUGAGGUAGCAAGUAUAAAUCAGAACUAUUUUGUCUUAGUUUUCUCUGCAUGUUUAUAUACCCAUCUAGGAAACACAGCCUGAGCAGGGACUUCUGCCUUCUCCUUCCUUUCUCUACGGCCCGUCCCCUCUCCCAGCACCUGGGCUUGCUGGCUUGGACCUAGAGCAAGAGAUGCAGGCUAGAAGUGAGGGCUCCUUUAAGAAAGGGAAGAGCUCAUGCAUGCUGGGCGACACCCCCUGGCCUCUCGUGGGCACUCUGCCCAGCAAGCUGCAGCCACUGUCCACAGGCCAAGCUUCGCGAACCCACCGGAUCUUUGCCGACGUGGAGAAAAUCUUAGGCAGGGCCCCAGCCCAAUGCAGGACAGAAUUAGGUGACCAACAGGGUCUGGAGAAACCCCAGAAGCCAACAGAGAAAGUCUACCUGGGGUUUUCAGACCCUGAAAUAGAAGAGCUGGAAAUGAGGAACAGACAGCAGAAACCCAGUGCUCUGGGCCCUGAGAACGUCAGACCUCUCCACCGUGGGCAGGAUGUGGUGGAGAGCAGGAGCCAGGCCUCGGUCCACUCAAAGCUUUCAGAAACUAUCAGGGGUCCGCAGCUGAAAGGGGAGCGGCACAGCCACAACAUAGCCAAACUGAGCUCCACAGGCCCCAGAGGGGACGAGGGCCAGAGCCCCAUCUCUUUGCCAUCCCAUGGGGAGGAGCCCUCCCUGUCCCCUUGUUCUUCUGACCAUAUACUGCCUACCAGGAAAAACAAGCUGCUCUUGUUAGCUAGCAGCCCAGUUGAAGACCUGAGUUGGCAGGGAGUUCCUGGGGAAGGGGGGAACAUGGGCAAGGGGAGGAAGAGGAGAGAGCCCCCAGGAUUGUGGAUGGGACAGGUCUCUGAGCUUGUCAACAAGGACACCCCAGGGAGCAACAAGGGAACAGAGCCUAGUGACCCUGAGGUUCCAGGGGCCUCAGCUGAAGAUGUACCUCAGGGCCUCUUUCUGAUACCACCUGAUACCCUGGCAUCAGAAGCAGCUCAGAAUGCCCCUUCAGGGAGUACCCCUGGGGUCUCGCCUGGCAGUGAGAAUAGACAACCCCCAGCGUCUCCAGAGCUCCCUGAUGAAGGUAGGAAGCUUAGUGUGUCUGGGCCUGACUUGGAGAGCAAAAGCAGCAGCAGCCUGGCCUCACACGUUGGCUCUCAGGUUCUGGGUGAGGUGAACAACUUCCCUUGGGACUUGCAGAGCUCACAGGGAUCUGAACCGGGAGUGGAUCAGUCAGGUCCUGGACCCGGAACUCAACAUGCCAACCCCUUCCUAGCACCCCAGUUGCCCCACAUCCAGAGCUCUGCAGAUGAGCAGUCAGAGAGUGAAGACUACUCGGAGGAUCAGAGGCUCUACCAGCACAUCCUGCAGAUGGUCAAGAUCUCCAGCCGGCUGGAGGGCCUGGGACUGCCUGAGAGCAUGCAGGAAAUGCCAUGCAAAGACAUUGCCAGCAUGGUCUGUUGCAUGGCAGCUGAGUCUUCCAGGAUGUCUAGUGAGGGUGAGCAUGAGGUCAUCAGAGCCCUGGAGAGGGACUCGAGGUUUUCGGCUUGGGGCCCAGAGCUGCGGCAGCAUCCUCAGGAGGUGGCUCUUGCCCCUGCUGGGCAGGAGGCCUCUCAGCCAGCCAGUUUCCAUCCAAGCAGCAGCCCGCUCAGGCAGGGGCUAAUUGAGCUGAGCUCCAGCAGAGGCCUGGUUGCAGAGCCAGGCAAGAUACAGCUUCUCAACCAGGCCCCGGGUUCCUCAUUAGCCCCAGUCCACGUUCCUCUUGGGGGCCUGGCUCCAUUACGAGGCCCUUUGGAGGCCUCACCCUCUGCUCUUCGUGGAUCUCAAAAUGUGAGCCUGGGAAGCUCGGUGGAAUCUGGUCAGCUUGGAGAAUUCACGUUGCCUUCACAGGGUCUCAAGACUUCUGCUUUUACAAAGGGUCUCUUGGAAUCCAUUCAUGAGGAUAAGAACGCUCUCAACCUCUUGGCUUUAGGGGAGGAGACCAAUGAGGAGGAGGAUGAGGAGAGUGACAACCAGAGUCUCCGCAGCUCAAGUGAGCUUCGUAAGAACCUGUACCUGGACAUCGGGGCAUUGGGGGGUGACUUUGAGUAUGAGGAGUCUCCCAGAAUAAGCCAGCCAGAGGAGAAGAAGGAUGCUUCUCUGGAUUCCGAUGCUGUCGGUCCCCCUACUCCCGGCAAGCUCUUCAGCCAAGAAACAGACAGCAGCCUGAGCAGUGCCGAUGGCCAAGGGCAACAGGGAAGAGGGGUGGGCGCUUGGCUCUCAGGAAAAGAACAGAAUGAGAAGAGUGAUCCUGGGGUCUCCAGGAGUCAGGUGACCCCCAGGGUGGACCCAGGGGGUGAUCAGCGUGGCAAACCCUCUGAAAAGGAGGCACCAACGGACCCGGUGGAUGCAGGAAAGGAGAACUUCAGGAAGGAAGAGGCAGCAGAGGAGUCAAAAAGGGAGGCUUCUGCCCCAAAAGAGAGCGGAUCAGAUGCCAGUGAAGAGUUGGAGAUCAGUGAACACGUGAAGGAGCUGCAGCUCUCAGACUCUGCUGCUUCCAACCCCAAGUCCUUCCUUGACCUGGACUUUGGUUUUCGCAGCCGGAUUACAGAGCACCUGUUGGAUGUUGAUAUGCUUUCCCCGGUCCUGAAGGGAGCCCACUGGGAGGCCCAGGGAUUGGGAAGAGAGGUCAAGGUUGGCAGCCAGUUUAGCCGAGAUGAGCUGCAGAGCGUGCAUUCCAAAGGCUCCGAGAGGUCAUCUCCUUCACUUCUGCACGGGAAACAGCUCCAGAGUCCCUUUCCCAGCCAGACCACUAGAGGAGGGCCUCCACGGGCCCCUGAGGGGCAGCCUGAGCAGGAGGAGGCAGGGGAGCCUGGGGAGCACUCUGGAGCCAGCCCCGCCUUGCUGGUUUCCCUCCAGAGAGAGCAGGUCCCAAGCCUACCUGCCACCCACGAGAGGGGCAUGGAGCAGCGCUCCCAGGCCGAGGAGCUGGGUCCUGGGGAGGAAGAGGCUGAGGAGCCCGAGGAGCAGGUGGCGGUCAGCCCCACCCCGCCAGUCUCUGCAGAGGUGUGGUCCACAGAGCCUGCGGCUCCCACAAAGGAGCUCUCAGAGGCUGCUUUAAAGACCAUGGAAGAGGCAGUGGCACAAGAGCUCAAGCAAGACCAGAAGCGGUUACUGGAAUUGAGGCAAGAGAAGAUCCAGCAGCUGCAGGAGAAGCUGCGGCAGGAGGAGGAAGAGGAGAUCCUCCAGCUUCACCAGCAGAAGGAGAAGUCUCUCAGUUCCCUGAAGAAGCAGCUGCAGAAAGCCACUGAGGAGGAGGAGGCUUGGUUGAGAGAAGAGGAAAGCCAGAAGCUAUCCCGGCUCCGAGCCCAGGUCCAGUCCAGUGCAAAAGCAGAUGGAGAUCAAAUGAGGGCCGAGCAAGAGGCUUCCCUGCAGAGGCUGAGAGAAGAGUUGGAGUCUCUACAGAAGGCGGAGAGGGCCAGCUUAGAACAGAAGAACAGGGAAAUGCUAGAACAACUCAAGGAGGAGAUGGAGGCUUUGGAGACAAGACAGCGGGCUGCCCUGAUUGCUGAGAAAGAGAGGGCUCUGCAGCAGCUGAGGGAGCAACUGGAAGAGGAGAAGAAAGAAGCCAUGACUGGGCUGGAGAGGGAGCACAGUGCUGAGCUGGAGCAGCUCCGUUCCUCGUUGGAGGCCAAGCACAGGGAGGUGGUUUCUGGCCUCCAGAAGAAGAUAGAGGAAGCUCAACGGGAAGAGGUAGCCCAGCUGCAGGACAGCCUUGGGUGGGUGGAGCAGAGAACUCAUCAGAAAGUUCACCAAAUGAUUGAGUACGAGCAAGAGCUCGGUGGCCUCCUGAGAGAGAAGCGUCAGGAGGUGGAAAGGGAGCACGAGAGGAGAAUGGACAAGAUGAAGGAGGAGCACCAGCAAGUGCUGGCAACGACCAGGGAGCAGUAUGAAGCUGAGGAACGGAAGCAGCGUGCCGAGCUCCUGGGGCACUUGACUGGAGAGCUAGAGCGCCUGCGAAGGGCCCACGAGCGCGAGCUGGAGACCACAAGGCAGGAGCAGGACAAGCAGCUUGAGGACUUGCGGCGUCGGCACCGGGAGCAGGAAAGGAAACUCCAAGAUUUAGAGGUGGAACUUGAAACCAGAACUAAAGAUAUCAAAGCCAGAUUGGCUCAGCUGGACGUCCAGGAGGAGACUGCCCACAAGGAGAAGCAGCAGCUCCUGGCUGUGCAGAGGCAGGUUGCUCGGGAGAGCGAGGAAGCCGCAGCCACCCAUCAGCGCCUGGAGGAGGCAAAGAAGGAGCACGCCCACCUGUUGGAGUCAAACCGGCAGCUCCGAAGAGUCCUCGAUGAGCUUCAGGCCCAAAAGUUGGAGUUAGAGUCCCAAGUGGAACUACUGCAGACCCAGAGUCAGAGAUUGCAGAAACGGCUCAGCGGCCUAGAGGCUGAAGCUCAGAGGAAGCAGGACACAGUGAACGAGUCAGCAGUCGAGAGUAAUGCUUCCCCAUGCUUCGAGCCAGACCUUCACGUUGAAGACCUGAGGAAAUCUCUUGGGACAAACCAGACCAAAGAGGUAUCCUCCUCUCUCUCCCAGAGCAAGGAGACCGACUUGUCCCUGGACAGCAUCCGGCACUACCUCUCCGCCGAGGGGCUAGCACUUCGCAGUGCCAAGGAGUUCCUGGUGCGGCAGACACGCUCCAUGCGUAGGCGGCAGACGGCUCUGAAGGCCGCCCAGCAGCACUGGCGCCAUGAGCUAGCCAGCGCUCCGGAGGCAGCCAAAGACCCGCCGGGCACCAGCGUUCUGGAAGAUGUGCGCAAGAGCCUGGAGGAGGAGACCAAGCACCUGGAUGAGAUGAAGUCUGCCAUGCGGAAAAGUCAGGACCUGCUAAAGAAGAAAGAAGAGAAGCUGAGCCAGCUGGAGUCCUCUCUUCAGGAAGAGGCCUCAGAUGAAGAUACUCUGAGAGGAGCCUCUGCCAAGAAGGUAGUGACCUUUGACCUCAGCGACAUGGAAGACAUGAGCAGUGAAAGUUCUGAAUCUUCCCCCGUGCCUCAAAUCAAGCUGACCCCAAGUCCCACCUUCCCCAACAAGAUCCACUACUUGAGCAGUUCUCUGCAGCGGAUCAGCAGCGAGCUGAAUGGCGUCCUCAGCAUGCUGGGCAGCCUCAACACACAGCCUCUGCCCCCGCUCUUCAAUUCAGUGCCAGCGAAGCUCUCUCCCUUGGCCUCCAAGGGCACCCCCGUUCCCACCUACCCGUCCCUGCCCAGGGUCUCAGCCCCGGCCCCAGUUACACCCAUGUCUACCCGGUGGGCCUGGGACCCGGGGCUGGGCCCUAGGCUCUCCUCCUCUGUGGCUCAGACAGUGGACGACUUCCUGGUGGAGAAGUGGCGCAAGUAUUUUCCAGCUGGAGUUCCAGUUCUCAGUAGUGGUCCUGCCCCCCUGGAGAAUAGACUGGGUUAUGUGUCGGCUAGCGAGCAGCUCCGUCUCCUGCAGCAUCCCCAUUCCCAGCUCCCUGAGGUGGGAAGUAGCAACUUUCAAGGCAUGAUCGAAGCUAACCGAAAGUGGCUAGACCAUUUCAAGAAUGACCCCAAGUCACGUCUCUUCUCAGUGCCCAAGCCGACAGCCACCUCGGGCCUGCUGCAGCUGGGCCUGGAUGAGAACAACAGACUGAAGGUGUAUCACUAUUAAGGCCCUGAGCGGUGGGUGCGGGCUGCCGGGCCUGUCCUCUGCCCAGACCAAGUGCCUGAGGCGCUGCCUGCGCUUUAUUCCCUCUGUAAAUCAUUCUCUUGUCCCCUCUCUAAUGCUCGGUCCACUCAGGACUUGAAGGAACCCCUGGGGACUGGGGGCUGAAAAGGAAGACAUGGCUAGAAGCAGCAGGCUAUACCCUCUGUGACCACGUAGCAUAUCUCAGGCUGGACUGUCUUGGACUUCUGCCAGCCAGCAGCUUCUGCAUCAACACAACAACACUGAUGAUGUGGGCGGCUAAGGGGCAGGUCGGUGUGGGGCACCCAGGGCGUAGACACCUUUAGGAAGAAGAGUGGCAUUCAAGGAGUUGCCUUUGAAGGCCAAGGGCAUCGCUUUUGAGCCAGGUUAGUCCCUUGGACCUGCAGGGCACUGCUCAGGGCUCCUGUGAAGAUGAUGUGUUAGGUCGUUAAUUUACCAGGAUGCAGCCACCCAGCAUUCUACUCUCUGGGGCCAGGCUCUUCUGCGUCCAUACCUGUCUCUCCAAUACCUCAGUUUCAUAGAGAUCAGGCCCUUUCCUUUUUUUUUAAUACCCCCUUUCUUGAGCACUCGGUUUUGCUUGUUGAUUCUCAGAAUUGGGCUCCUCUGCCCUGCUCCCUGCCUGACGUUGCUGGAGGCUGGGCCCGGGAAGCUUUGCCUCCUAUCUUCCCUCUGCUGGCAGUGCGCUUUCUUCAGGGCUUUCCUCAGCCCCACCUCCACAGAGCCGUCCCAGGUCUCAAGCACACAACUUCUCCAGGAAGCCAAAGAGCCGUGGGAAAAGCCUGGGAUGCCUUCUAAUCCCUGAGUUUUUCUCUUCCCAGGGCACUGGGAGUAUAUUCGUGGGUCCUUGUUUUCAUUCAUCUUUUCCACCUGGCUCCUGGCACCCGGGUUGCAUAAAUAUAGUUCCGUCUCACUUUCUACCUGGGCUACCCUGUGCCCCCCACCCAAUGCCACUACAGCCUCUUCUCAGAGCUUGGCGACUAGGAGAAGAGGCUCAGGGCUGGGCCAGCCGUGGCCUUGGCAGUGAGGGAUCUUGUACCAGUUGGCAUUGCUGCCAUUUUGGCACAGCUCCCUGCAGCCCCACUUCCCAUCAGUGGGCUCCUUGGGGUUUGCAGGAGAUGGUCUCUGACAUCUGUCUCAUUGUUUAAAUAAAACACGCCAUUUUUCUUGUCUAUAAAGCUGUGGGGUUGCCCUGGCCUCUCCAACACAUAGUAGCCAAAUCUUUCCCUCCCACCUCUCAUUUCCUUGCCGUGGAAUAAGAAACUAACACCUAUAUCGGCCCUUUUUUUUUUUUUUUUUUGCCCCCUCAGAUACAUUUUAGGCUUCAGCCUACCACACAGAAAAGGUCCAUUUUGUUACUUGGUUCGUCCUGUGUGCUUUGGGAAUGGCUCACGUGUUACAACCAACUCUGGUGACAAUCCUGUGUUUUCUACAUCAAUUAAAUCACUGCAGGCCCAUUUUCUAAAGGCAGGCGUGUGACUGUGUCUCCUUCUGUUUGGAGGCCUCUGCCUCGUUUCCUCCUGAGAAGGGAGGAAGGAAAAAAUUAAUAUUCAUGGCACACUUCCUAGGUGUCUGGUUUAACCAUCAUAAGAAACCUGUGAGGUAGGUAUUUCCAGCUCUGUUUUUAUGGAGGAAGAAACCAAGGCUUAGAGACCUUGAAGUGCUUGGGGUUGCAGAGAAAGUUCAGAGCCUUUAUCCCUGCAGCCCUGCACCCCCAGAGCUCCCCCUCCCCAGCUGCCAGCUCCUGGGAAGUGCUGACUCUCCAUCUCUCUCUCAGAGCCAGCCCCCCUACUUCCUCAUCUGCCAGCUGGAGACCCACAGUACCAUUUCCCAAAGGCCAGAUGGCAUUUCCUGCUCUGCAGACAAGUGGAAGAUGAGCCCCCGAAGCCCUGAGCUGGCUAAGUUAGGUGGGCUGUUUCUGCUCCAGUGAUGUCAGCAGCCUGCAUACAGUCUCGGCUUUGUAAUAACAAAAUCGCUAGGAGAACUAACUGAGUGGCCAUGUUUCAUGGGUUUGGAUAAGAAAACCAACUUAAACACAAAACAUCCAAUAACCCAGCCACCUCUGUGUCCCAGUGUCCUGGCAGCUCUGAUAAAACAGGAAGAAAGAAACCUGGCAUUUAUUGAAUGCCUUCUGUGUGCCAGGGGCUAUUUGUGCAGUUUCAUGUAAUCCUCUUACCCUUAGGAAGUUGGUAUUCUUAUUUCAUAGGUGAGAAAAUUCAGGCUCAGAGAUGUUGAGGGACUGUAGUCCAAGGUCACAGAACUAAUAACCUAGGAUUUGAACCCAGAUCCGUAUGUCUCUGAAAGUCGAGUCUCCUGAUCAGGUACCCCUGUGUCAGCAUCUCCUGUCCUCCUGGCUCACAGAACAGUCCUGGCCAGCUUGAUCUGAAAUCUUCAUCUUAGGAAGGAAUGGCUUCCAGCCAGGGGACAAAACCUUCCUGGGCCAAAGCUUGCAAAGGGACUUUUCAAAAGACUCCCAAAUGUCCCAUUGUUCCCCUCGUGGAUUUUAUUUAGAAUUUAGCUGGUGAGACUAGAAGCGUAGGCCUUCGGAGUUGAAAGAGGCCUCGGGGAUCACGCAUUCAGCCGACUCCUCUCUUAGAGUGGAGGAAACGACCUAGAGAGGCUACAGGCUUUGGCCAGAGGUCCACAGUGUGUGGCCGAGGUGGCACCAGCCUGACCCCCAGCCUGGGGCUUCAGGAAAGAGUAUUUUUCUAAAAACAGGUAUUUUGAAUCGGUUCACGUGUUGACAUGGUUCGGUAUUCAGAUGGUAGAGAAGUUUCUCACUCUGCCCAGGAACCAUCUAGUGAUCCUCCUCGAAGGUAACCAAUAGUACCAGAUUCUUCUGGAGAUUUUAUGCAAAUACAAGAAGAGGCAUCAUUUUGACCCUCUUCCCCAUCAUUCUUAACAUAGGGUCAGAUGGAUUCCCAAAAUGCUUCUGUGAGAUGUUCAUUGACUUUUCUUUAAGGGAGCAAUGUUGGAAGUGAUGGUAAAGAACCUCCCCCCCCCGCCCCCGCUGCUAUACCACACAGAUGCACACAAACCUCCACACAAAAUGGCAGUCUGGGGAGUGGGAAGCUGGCCCUGACCUUACGACACCCUGGUUUACUUUUGACUCAACACUUAUGAGCUCUGUGAUCUGAGCGAGUUCUUUCUUGGCCCCAGUCUCCUCCCUGCUCCAAAGCUGUAAGCCUGAAUCCAGACUCCAGGGAUGUAGCAGGGGUGCGAUGGCUGCCUCGGCUUCAGCAACUCUGAGGGGUCAUUUUGGGUGAGGAG